This is a messenger RNA of Aspergillus ochraceoroseus IBT 24754, 1440 nucleotides long. RefSeq lists its product as uncharacterized. Gene Ontology annotation, biological process: transmembrane transport. NCBI's taxonomy places the organism in Eukaryota, Fungi, Ascomycota, Eurotiomycetes, Eurotiales, Aspergillaceae. The record is from RefSeq and is a predicted model, not a curated record. The transcript has 5 exons. Gene Ontology annotation, molecular function: transmembrane transporter activity. The coding region runs from base 1 to 1425 and encodes 474 amino acids.
AUGUCCAGUAAUUCAAUCCCGAAGCCCUGGGGUUACCGGUGGCGCUCGUCCCGGUUCCUCAUCGUCUCCUCUAUCACUAUUGCUCUCUUCUCAGAAACCUUCCUCUACGGGUUCCUGGUCCCGAUCUUGAGGUAUAUGCUCGAAGACCGUCUACACACCGAUCCCUUGGAAACACAAAACUACACCACUGCCCUCCUUACCAUCCACGGCUUGUUUACUCUGGUUUCUGCUCCAGUCAUCGCGCACUUUGUCGACAAGUCGCCCAACAGGAGGACUCCUCUCUUGAUUGCCUUAGCCGGAUGCUGCGUGGGGACUCUUCUCAUCGCGACCACUGCUUCCGUAUGGAUGCUUUUCGUCGGACGCAUUAUCCAGGCUAUCGCGGGCGCCGCCGCCUGGGUGAUUGGCUUUGCGCUGCUCGUGGAUAAUGUCGCGAGGGAACACGUUGGGAACAUGAUCGGAAUUGCCAUGUCGUUCGUCACGGCCGGGAUUGUUGGCGGUCCCAUGGUCAGUGGAGUGUUGUUAGAGUGGAUCGGAUACUGGGGGGCCUGGUCGGUGCCGUUGGGCGUGCUGGUGCUGGAUAUCAUCGCUCGGUUGGUCCUCAUCGAUCCAGCGGAUAUCCCCAAGGUCUGCCCGGAUCCUCCGACUAGCCGCCAGCCCGAACCCGGUGAAUCUACCGGUCUCUUGUCGGGGGUGGUGACCCCGGCCUCGCACGCAGAUGCGACUGCGACUGCGACGGCGACGGCGACGGCGAAUGCAACUGCAGAGGGCUUCUACCGCACCAUACUCGGCGACCUGCGGGUUCUCGCGGGUCUAGCCAAUGCCCUGAUGACCUCCUUCAUCAUGGCCGGCUUCAACACCACGCUCCCCGUGCACCUGCGCGAUAUCUUUGGCUGGGGGAGCUUGCCCAUCGGAAUGAUGUUCUUCUUCUUGCAACUGCCGCCUAUCAUUCUCGGUGGCACUAUGGGCUGGGUCCGGGAUAAAGUCGGGCUGAAGCUGCCGACGACUCUCGGCUGGAUCGGUUCCGUGCCUCUGCUUUGGCUGCUGGGGAUCUGCGGAGAUGAGCGAUUUCCCUGGGCGAAUACAGGGCUUCGUGGAGCGCGGUUGUUUGUCGGGUGUAUUCUUGCCUUUGGGGUGGUUUCGAUGCUUGUUCGUGGUGCGGGACCGGUGCAAUUAGCACGUAUUAUGAAAGACCUGCAAGCCAGGAAUCCUCAACUGUUUGGUGCGAAUGGAGGCAGCUCGAGGGUGUUCUCGAUGACUGAGAUGGCGUAUAGCCUUGGGAUGAUGCUUGGUCCCUUAUUCACUGGGGUGUUAUCCCAGAUGAUCGGAUACUACUAUAUGUAUCUAAUCCUAGCCAUACUCUGUCUGCUUCUAGGCGUGGCUUCAUUUCGAUAUCUAGAUGGUGAGCCCAAGUCGGAAACUUCAUAAUCCAGAGUAAUUAUC